AAUACCCCGAGAUCGGAGAUGUCAGGCAGUCAGGGGACGAGGGGAGAAAGUCAGAGCUGCUGAGACCCAACUGGCUGGAGCUGCUGCUGGGAUCACUAAGAGCGCUCUUGUCGCAGCCAACUCCUCCAGCACCAAAAAGGUAAAACAUCACUAUGAAGCUGGCAGUUCUCUGUUUAUGCCUUAUCAGCAUCACUGAUGCAUGGCCAGUGAGUAAAUCCAAGCAGCAUGCCUUUUCUGCCAGCUCCGAAGAAAAAUAUGACCCCAGGGGCCAUCACUCACACAGAUAUCACCACCACAUGAAUUCUCGGUCUUGGGAGAGUCUGCAGCAUCCACAGAAUGACCUGGCAUCACCUCAGCAGACUCUUUACUCUUCAGAAGAAAGCGUGGAUGUCCCAGUGCAACCGCACCUUCCUGAUAUGCCAAGCAAGAGCCAUGAAGAUGUGGAUGAUGACGACGAUGAUAACGAUUCCAAUGACACGGAUGAAUCUGAUGAGGUUGUCACAAGUUUUCCCACAGACAUUCCAGUAACAGUACCCUUCCCUCCAUUCACCCGGGGAGACAACGCCGGCAGAGGUGACAGCGUGGCCUACAGGGUGAGGGCAAAAGCCACAGUGGUGAAGUCUAGCAAACUCCGCAAGGCUGCAAAACAGCUCAUUGAGUAUGAUGCCACCACGGAGGAUGAGAGCGCCCUGGAUGCGGACAGCCAGCAAGCAGGGUUCUCCCAGGAGCAUCUCGCUGCCCGCCGCUCCCUGGGGAAGCAUGCCAUCAGUGGGGAAUGGGCUGACAAGAGCCAUGGGCAGGACAGCAGCGAGCUGGACAGCAAGCAGCGUGACCAGAGCAUGGAAAAUGACAGCCGGCAAAAAUUUGAUAGCCAUGAGGCAGGAGAUGAUAGCAAGGCUGGUGCCAGAGGGGAUAGCCGCCAGAGCAUGGAAAGCAGGGAGAGCCAGGCCCACGUAUCAGCUGAGAGCCGCGAUGAUAACAGCAAUCAAACGCUGGAGAGCGCUGAGGAUGCACAAGAUCAUCACAGCAUCGAAAAUAACGAAGUCACCCUUUAAAGGGAGACAAACACAAUGUUCCCCUUCUGUUUCGAUUCCUAAAUAAGGGGUGUAGGAGGGGGAGUAGCUUCAUUUCGGGUAACUGCUAACGUAGAGCGCGUGGUGACUUUGGGGGUUUGGGGCACCUUCUUUACCCAGUGGUCUCCCCUCAGCCGCCAGCAGCGCCAGCCCCCCGCACCGCACGCCACCGCCGGCCUCACAGGCUAGCCAGACCCACGCCACAGGAGCGAUGGAGCGAGCGUUACCUCCCUGGCACACUGCUCUCUGUACUGCCAGCCUGUAUUUUUGCUGUAACUGGAUUGAAAUAAAACCACAAAACCCUG
Molecule: messenger RNA, 1378 nt
Organism: Tyto alba (common barn owl)
Lineage: Eukaryota; Metazoa; Chordata; Aves; Strigiformes; Tytonidae
Gene: SPP1
Product: secreted phosphoprotein 1
Exons: 7
Coding region: 153-1055 (300 amino acids)
Biological process (GO): cell adhesion; positive regulation of bone resorption; ossification
Molecular function (GO): extracellular matrix binding
Source: RefSeq, a predicted model, not a curated record